AUGCCGGCGCAGGGAGUGCGGUGGGGUGGGCUGGCGGUGAGGAGGGGGCAGCGCUGGCGGGGGCUGACGGAAACGCGGCGGAAACGGUCUGGCUACUACACAGCUGAGAGCCACACCAAUGAAGUGUACGUGGAAGAAACCCCCCCUGAGCCUGCCCUGGACUACCACCGAGUGCCCCAGUGGUGUGCCACGCUCAACAUCCACCGCGGAGAGGCCACCUGCUACUCACCCCGGGGGGGCUCCUACCGCAGCAGCCUGGGGACACGCUGUGAGCUGACCUGCGCCCGUGGGUACCGGCUGGUGGGGCCCAGCACUGUCCAGUGCCUGCCCAGCCGCCACUGGUCCGGGAUGGCGUACUGCCGACAAAUCCGGUGCCAUGUGCUGCCAGCGGUGCUGCGGGGCUCCUAUGUGUGCUCCGCUGGCGUGCAGAUGGAUUCCCGCUGUGACUACACCUGCCUGCCCGGCUACCAGCUGGAGGGCGACCGGAGCCGCAUCUGCAUGGAGGAUGGGCGCUGGAGCGGGAGCGAGCCAAUCUGUGUAGAUGUGGACCCUCCCAAGAUCCGCUGCCCCGACUCCCGGGAACGGAUAGCUGAGCCUGGCAAGCUGACCGCCACUGUCUACUGGGACCCACCCCGAGUGAAGGACUCUGCUGAUGGCAUCAUCAAGAGGGUGAUGCUGCGAGGCCCAGAGCCCGGCUCUGAAUUCCCCGAAGGAGAGCAUGUGAUCCGCUACACCGCCCAUGACCAGGCAUACAACCGAGCCAGCUGCAAGUUCAGCAUCCGUGUCCAAGUGAGGCGCUGCCCUGUCCUGAAGCCUCCGCAGAAUGGCUACCUAUCCUGCACCUCCGACGGCAACAACUACGGUGCCACCUGCGAGUACCUGUGUGACGGGGGCUACGAGCGCCAGGGCAGCUCUCUGCGGGUCUGCCAGUCCACCCAGCAGUGGACGGGCUCCCAGCCCCUUUGUGCACCCAUGCAGAUCAACACGGCCGUGAAUUCAGCUGCCAGCCUGCUGGAUCAGUUCCAUGAGAAACGCCGCCUCCUUGUCAUCUCGGCCCCGGACCCCUCUAACCGCUACUACAAGAUGCAAAUCUCCAUGCUGCAGCAAGCUGCCUGCGGGCUGGACCUGCGUCAUGUCACCACCGUCGAGCUGGUGGGGCAGCCCCCACACGAGGUGGGACGCAUCCGGGAGCACCAGCUGUCCCUCGGCAUCAUUGAGGAGCUCAGGCAGUUCCUGCACCUCACCCGCUCCCACUUCAACGCCGUGCUGCUGGACAAGGCAGGCGCCGACCGUGAGCGCUACAUCUCCCCCAUCAACCCCGACGAGCUCUUUGUCUUCAUCGACACCUACCUGCUGAGCGAGCGGGAGGCGGUGCGGCGGGCGCAGAGCGGGGACCCCUGCGAGUGAGGCAGCGCCGGGGAGACCCCCCCUCUGCCUCCAGUGGCCUCAGGGAACGGACACCUUCCUUUCUGCUUUUCUAGUUGCCCACCGUAGAGGAGGACCGGGUUGCCGAGGACCUCCAGGGGAAGGGGAGCCCCUCUCCAGCUGCUCUGGCACAGAGAGGCGAGCAGGGACGAGGAUGGGGGCCAUGUGCCGGCAGUGUCCCCACUGCCCUGAAGCAAGGAGCAGCUUCUGGCUGCGGGGUGGGAUGGCUCAGCCCAGCCAAGACUACAGUGGGAGACACCGGAGCGCCUCUGCCCAAACUCCAGGGCAGGGGGGAGGGAGGGGACCAGACACUAGGCUGCCAAAGCAGAAAAGAGUAGGUAAGGCAGGCAGGACAACAGCACGACAGCCUCUAAAUACAGUAGCUUCACCCUCCCUGCAGCCAUCCUCACCUCAUGCACAACCUGA
Molecule: messenger RNA, 1851 nt
Organism: Athene cunicularia (burrowing owl)
Lineage: Eukaryota; Metazoa; Chordata; Aves; Strigiformes; Strigidae
Gene: SRPX2
Product: sushi repeat containing protein X-linked 2
Exons: 10
Coding region: 1-1407 (468 amino acids)
Source: RefSeq, a predicted model, not a curated record